AUGAUAUCUUCCCACCAAUCCCCCUUGUUUGUACCGGCGACGAAGGCAUAUUGCCAAGUUUAUUGUGAGGGUCCUUAUACGAAUCUCGACAUGAUUCAGUACUUAAUCGACAAGUCCACUGUGAUACCCCAGAACGGUCAAUCCCCAAGGCAAGCAACUAUUGAGGAUUAUGUUUCUGAACCGAAUUUAGUUGGGGCCGUAACAAAUCAGAACAUGUUCGAGGACAGUAUCAAAGAUGGAGGUGCCCUCCAUUGGCUGGUUGCCGGCCGUUCCGGGGUCUGUACCUCGUUUGCGAUUAAAACGGUAGAUCGGCUAUACCACUGGUUCCCAGGUGAAGAAUAUGAAUUUGUCUUCUAUGACCUUGGACAGCACAGACUUGCUAUAUGCAAGAAAACUAAAAUCUUGAUCGAUUCCAGUGCUUCAGAGGCCGUGAAACUGGAAGAGGGCCAGGAAAAAACCGUCAACAAGCAUAUAUUUCUCUACGAAAAUCAAUGCUUAAAGUUUCGUGGGAAGAACGAAAACGUGAAUAAGGUACGGAAAGAUUCCUCAAUGUCCUUGCAUCACGAUGCAGCAUUCCCACCGAUCAAGGGCCUGCGGAGUGAGUUCAAAAUUGCCAUGACCUUAAACGCCAAAGCGGCCCUCAUUCGUUGCCUUGGACAACUAGCAAAGAAUGACAAGGCCGAACUUCUAUGCUUUUUCCGGGGCUAUCUGCGUCCUGCGUUCAGAUAUGGUUUUGAUGGGAUGAUCAAAUGGGUACCAACGAGAAAGGUUGUCGAGCUAUCCUGGAACACACGAAGCGGCGUAAAGGUACGAGGAAUCCAGUUUGGAUCUGGGACCGAAGACACCAACCAAGACUGCAUUAGCCAGAUUGAGGAUUUCCUAAAUAUGAAAGACUACGGGAUCGACCGGAUGGAUCAAUUCAGCUGUGUUAGAGAAUGGCAUGAAAAGUUGUGGGUCAUUGCCGCUUAUAAAUGGGGGUAUCCAACUCUUCAACCUAUCCGAGCCAAAGGAAGACGCUGA
Messenger RNA from Endocarpon pusillum Z07020, 1020 nucleotides. RefSeq lists its product as uncharacterized. The transcript is spliced from 3 exons. The record is from RefSeq and is a predicted model, not a curated record. Lineage: Eukaryota; Fungi; Ascomycota; Eurotiomycetes; Verrucariales; Verrucariaceae. The coding region runs from base 1 to 1020 and encodes 339 amino acids.